Molecule: messenger RNA, 3925 nt
Organism: Scophthalmus maximus (turbot)
Lineage: Eukaryota; Metazoa; Chordata; Actinopteri; Pleuronectiformes; Scophthalmidae
Product: cadherin-12-like
Exons: 13
Coding region: 476-3037 (853 amino acids)
Biological process (GO): homophilic cell-cell adhesion; cell-cell junction assembly; multicellular organism development
Cellular component (GO): plasma membrane; adherens junction; catenin complex
Molecular function (GO): calcium ion binding; cadherin binding
Source: RefSeq, a predicted model, not a curated record
GGUUUCAGUUCAACAGGACGAACUGACAGAGAGCGAGAGAGAGAAAUCACCACAGAGAGUUCACGUGGAACAGUUGGACUUUACUCAGCGGCAGCAGCAGCUCAGACGGAGGAGGAGGAAGAGGAGGACGAGGAGGGGGGGGCACUGAGGCUUGUGUGAGGUGUCGAAGCUGAGACUGACAUGACAAAGAACGGAUAUCAGCAGGAUCACAAAGCCAGACCCAGAACGUUAGAUACCAGCUCUUUGUGGUACCAGAGUGCUUAGGGACUCCCUCAUCUCAACAUAAUGAUCUUGAGUGACGCGCACACGUCAGAGAGGACACUACAUUAACAUACUUCCCUGUCAUCAUCUUGGAUUAUACUGGAAUAUUGGAAUCCAGAUUCAGUUUUGGAUGUACGUUAAUUUCCAACCUGGAAGCAGCCAUCGUUCUAAACUUUUCAGUUGCCUUUAUUUAUUUUCGUGACAACACUCCCUGAUGAUCACAAGGGAAUAUGUCACUCUGUUUCUGGUGGUUGCUUGCUUCCUGUUGGACUACAGCUCCCAAAGUGCUCCGCUCCAGAGCAGAACUAAGGGUGCGGUGAUGUCAGGUCGGGGGGCAACAGGGCCAAAGAGCAUGAGGGUGUCUACUGGCAAGGUGACAUCACUGGAGGGCAGGAAGAGGCUAAGGAGACAUGGGAGGUCGAGGGCCCAGCGGAUUAAAAGAGGAUGGGUGUGGAACCAGUUCUUUGUCCUGGAGGAGUACAUGGGCUCUGAACCACAGUAUGUUGGAAAGCUCCACACUGACAUGGACCACGGAGACAAUGCGGUGAAGUACACUUUGUCAGGAGAAGGAGCCGGGUCCAUCUUCACCAUCGAUCAAAUUACUGGAGACAUACAUGCGCUGGUGGGGCUGGACAGGGAGGAGAAGUCCUACUUUACCCUGAGGGCCCAGGCCGUCGACGUCCACACAGGCCUCCCGCUGGAGCCGGAGUCUGAGUUCAUCAUCAAGGUGCAGGACAUCAACGACAACGAGCCACGGUUCCCAGAGGGACCGUACAGCGCCAGUGUCCCGGAGAUGUCCCCCACAGGAACCUACGUGACACAGGUGACUGCCACCGACGCAGAUGACCCCACCUAUGGCAACAGCGCGCGCAUCGUCUACAGCGUCCUUCACGGACAGCCCUACUUCUCCGUGGACCCCAAGACCGGAGUGAUCAGGACAGCACUGGCCAACAUGGACCGCGAGGUGAAAGAGGAAUACCAGGUUCUUCUCCAGGCCAAGGACAUGGGGGGUCAGCUGGGGGGGCUGGCAUCCACCACCACUGUCAACAUCACGCUAAGCGACGUCAACGACAACCCACCGCGCUUUGCUAAGAGUAUAUUCCACCUUCGGGUGCCAGAGUCUGCAACCGUUGGCUCGGCGGUGGGUCGGAUUCGGGCCCACGAUUUGGACGCCGGCAGUAAUGCAGAGGUUCAUUACACCAUUGUUCCGGGAGAUGAGGGCAAAAUGUUUGACAUCGUCUCGAGUGGCCAAAGUCAAGAGGGAGUCGUAGUCUUGAAAAAGACUCUCGACUAUGAAACCAAGAAGUCGUACACUUUCAAGGUCGAGGCGUCCAACACACAGCUGGAGCCCCGUUUCCUCCACCUGGGGCCCUUCAAGGACUCGGCGACCGUGAAGGUGAGUGUGCUGGACAUGGAGGAGCCGCCCGUCUUCACCAAGCCCUCCUACUCCAUGGAGGUGUACGAGGACACGCCUCCGGGGACCAUCAUCGGCUCAGUGACCGCCCAUGAUUUGGAUGCCAGCAGCAGCGCGGUCAGGUACUCUCUUGAAUGGGACACAGAGUCGGACAGCUGUUUUGACAUCGACACUGUUGAGGGAACCAUUUCAACCAAUGAGUACUUGGACAGAGAGACAGCUGUCCAGCACAAGAUCACUGUGGUGGCAACCAAAGUCAACAACCCGCUGCUGUCUUCCAAAGUGUCCGUGACGGUCAGCGUCCUGGAUGUGAACGAGUUCCCUCCGGAGCUGCUGGUUCCUUCAGAAUCCUUUGUGUGUGAAAGCUCCAGAGUGGGACAGGUGAUCCAGAAGCUCAGCGCUGUGGACAAGGACCUUCCACCUGUCGGCCAGAGGUUCUUCUUCAAAGUCCCCAAGGAGCUCCGCAACAGAAACUUCACUGUUCGGGACUUUGGAAACAACACUGCCGGCGUUGUGACCAGGCGCUCCGGCUUCCAGCGGCGGCUGCAGGACGUCUACCUUCUCCCGGUUGUAGUCGAAGACAGCGGCUACCCCGCCCAGAGCAGCACCGCCACCCUCACCAUCCGCGUGUGCUCCUGCGAGGCCGGGGGCUCACUGCUGACCUGCUCCGCCCAGGCCAUCUUCCUGCCCGUGGGCUUCAGCACCGGGGCGCUGAUGGCGAUUCUGCUGUGCGUCGCGCUGCUGAUCGUCAUGGCAGCAUUAUACAUGAGCCAGAGGCGCCGCAAAGAGAAGGAGACCCUGAUGACGUCAAAAGAGGACAUCCGCGACAAUGUCAUUCACUACGACGACGAGGGCGGCGGCGAGGCGGACACUCGUGCCUUCGAUAUGGGCACCCUGCGGAACACACACUCGCGUCACACCAGCAGCCACAGCAGCGCCUCCAAGAUGGAGAAGAACGGCUACGGCGACGGGGUUCUGAUGCACCUCGCCAGCCGCUGCGACGGCGUCAGGUCCCCGGACAUCCAUCGGCAAACAGCCAGCGUCAUCCUGGCCGUGAACGGCAAGGCCCCGCCAUCGUCCCGUGGCAGGGUGACUGAGGGCAAUGCGGAAAUGAUCCGGGGGUUCAUCGAACACCAGCUGGAGGAGAGCCAGCAGGGCUCCGCCGCGCCGCCCUACGAUUCCCUGGCCACUUACGCCUACGAGGGCGACGGCUCCGUGGCGGGCUCGCUCAGCUCCAUAGAGGGGUCGUGGGUGAUUGACACUUCAGGAGAUUUUAGCUCUCUUGGUGACUGGGGACAGCCGUUCAAAACACUGGCCAGCAUCCUGGACAGACAGCCGCCCGCUGUGUCUAAAGAGAGCUGAGGGGACAGUGAAGGGCGCAGAGACAUUGAGCAGCCAUGUGGGAAUUAGUUUACUUUCUUCAGACAUGUUUUUUUUUUUUUUUUUUACUGUGACGGGCUAGAUGGAUGUGAGGACUGACAGAACACUGUCCAUGUGAGGUAGAGUUGUGGCAGAGAACCUAGCUUCAGCUGCGUGACAAGGUAAACUCCUCAAAGUGCCUGAGGUACUGUAUGUUUACAUGUCUUUUAAUUCAUGUUGCUUAAUAAAAAAACAUUUUAUGAACCUACUUUUUAUAUUUCCUUUUCUUGACGGCCGAUGGAAUCUCCGAGGAACCUGUGAAACGGCCGCCGCCAGGCAAAGCGAGACGAAACAGAGUGGUGAUUAAACCAGAGCUGAAAAUGUCCGAGCUUGACUGCAGUUGAAAAACUUUCAGUCUGGGGAGGUGCACCAGGCGCAGACCACUCACAACGUCCAUGACCUUUGAGAAAGCAAACUUUUCAGACAUUCAUUGGUUUCACAGACAGAAUCGACACAGGUCCAAGCGAAAUGUGCCGGAUUGUCUGAGGGUCAGGGGCCUCUGAUACAUUGAGUGGGUCCUCAUUAGCAGACAACCAAGGUGCAUGUCUAGUAAAAAAUAUUUUGACACCCCCAACUAAGAUUCACAUUGGACGCCGCAGGAAAGUGGAGGCCACAGGAACCAAAACUGGUGAAAUCUGAGGAGCAUCCUGUUGAAUGUUGACGAGUUGUGGUCAGGGUGACAUGCAUCGCUGAGUUGACAACAGCAAAGAGCCCCCCCAAAGAGAAAGGGGGCUCUCGAGUAGCACUGUACCAAAGUCAACUGAGAGUGAAGUGAUGUCAGCUACAACUACACAAUGUCUUCAAUUCUGCUUAAUCACCCGACAUAAAGGA